GGGGGCGCUUCCCGCUUGUCCCCACAGGGCUCCUGGGGCGUCCCCACUCCCGCGAGACAGCCGGCUCGGCAGAUUGGCGGGUGGGAGUGAGGAGGGCUGUGGGAGGUCAGAGCUUGGCCCCGAUGGCCCAGAACCUGGAGGUCCCUGUCUCCGUGCGGGCCAAGGAGGAGCAGGACAAGAAGGCCUGGAGCCUGCAGGGCAGAGUCAGAGUCUGGGAGGAAACAGAGCAAAAGGCUAAGAAGCUCAAGAGCGACGAGGAUGAGGGACAGAGCAGAAAGCUGCCCAAGCGGAAGGUGGUGCUGCUCCUGGCCUACUCAGGGAAGGGCUACCACGGCAUGCAGAGGAACGUCAGGUCCUCACGGUUCAGGACGAUCGAGGACGACCUAGUGUCUGCCCUUGUUCAGUCGGGCUGCAUUCCUGAGAGCCACGGUGAGGACAUGAAGAAGAUGUCAUUCCAGCGCUGCGCACGGACAGACAAGGGUGUGUCUGCCGUGGGCCAGGUAGUGUCCCUGAAGGUGUGGCUGAUCGAGGACAUUCUAGAGAAGAUCAACAACCACCUCCCAUCUCACAUUCGGAUUCUGGGCCUGAAACGAGUCACGGGUGGCUUCAACUCCAAGAACAGGUGCGACGCCAGGACCUACUGCUACAUGCUGCCCACCUUCGCCUUUGCCCACAAGGACCGGGACAUGCAGGACGAGAGCUUCAGGCUGAGUGCUGAGACGCUGCAGCGGGUUAACGAGCUGCUCGCCUGCUUCCGGGGCACGCACAACUUCCACAACUUCACGUCACAGAAGGGGCCGCAGGAGCCUAGCGCGCGCCGCUACAUCUUAGAGAUGCGCUGCGGGGAGCCCUUUGUGCGAGACGGCCUGGAGUUCGCCGUCAUCACGGUGAAGGGCCAGAGCUUCAUGACCCACCAGAUCCGCAAGAUGGUGGGCCUGGUGGUGGCCAUCAUGAGAGGCCACGCCCCUGAGAGCCUGCUGGAGCACAGCUGGGGCCCCACCAAGGUGGACGUGCCCAAGGCGCCGGGGCUUGGGCUGGUGCUGGAGCGUGUACACUUUGACAGGUACAACCAGCGCUUUGGGGGUGAUGGGCUGCACGAGCCGCUGGACUGGGUGGCAGAGGAGGGCGCCAUCGCUGCCUUCAAGGAGUGCCACAUCUUCCCCAGCAUCAUAGACACCGAGCGGCGGGAGCGCUCCAUGGCACAGUGGCUGAGCACGCUGCCUGCACACAACUUCAGUGCCUCAGCCCUCGCCGUGGCCGAUGGGGACACCAAGGCUCCCAGCCCCCUGGGGGGCAGCGAGGAGGGUGAAGGAGACACUGACUGAGAGGCUGUGGGGGCCACGGGGUGCUGCCCACCAGGACCAGGACGCGUGGAUACCAGGCCCUGACAGUGGGUGCGAGAAGAUGGGGGCCCCAUGGCCAUGUUUGUCACCUUGCCGUGUGGAUGGCAGCUCUGAUACCUCAGGAUCCCAACGCUCGGCACCACUCUUAGUCCCAGCCGUAGACUCACCACCUUGACUCUGCAGCUCCCGCGCUGAGUACGCACCUCCUCACGCAGAGUCCCUAUUUUUCUAGGGAAGUGAUUUUCUUAUUAAACAAGUAUGAGUUUUAUUUACACGA
This is a messenger RNA of Loxodonta africana (African savanna elephant), 1620 nucleotides long. It is a transcript of the gene PUS1, whose product is annotated as pseudouridine synthase 1. The transcript is spliced from 6 exons. Gene Ontology annotation, cellular component: nucleus. Gene Ontology annotation, molecular function: RNA binding; pseudouridine synthase activity. The record is from RefSeq and is a predicted model, not a curated record. Bases 123 to 1325 code for a protein of 400 amino acids. Gene Ontology annotation, biological process: tRNA pseudouridine synthesis; mRNA pseudouridine synthesis. NCBI's taxonomy places the organism in Eukaryota, Metazoa, Chordata, Mammalia, Proboscidea, Elephantidae.